UCUACAUGCAGUCUUGUGCAAUAAUUUCCCCAGUGUUCAAAAGUAGUUUUACCGGAAAAAAGAUAAAAUUGCAGGUUUAAACAAUUUGAGGAUUGCUCCUCAUCGGAAAAAAGUGGUGCAAGUGUGGAAAGUAUCAAAGCGAAAUCCGACGCACAGUGCCACCCGACACAGACGACGACGACGGCGGUGGCGGUGGCAGUUAAUUGAAGCGCACUUUUUCAAGCAGUUGGAGUGAAAAUGGUCGACUCGCAGGAUCUGAUGGUCGCAUACAACGGGGAAAUUGAAGUCGCCAGCGACGAAGAGAUGUUCCCGCUCACGGGCAAUUCGCUGCAGCUGCAACAGCAACAUUCAGGUUACGAGCUCAAAGAUUUCGACAGUCAAACGAUCGAUCUGUUCAACAGUCAAACGUACGCCGAUGACGCAAGUAAGGUUCUCAAAUGUGGAGAUUUUGCCACCGGUUCCCAGGAGUUCGAGCUGCCCGUUUCGCUGAAAAGUCUCGGCAAUUUAGCUCCAGGUGAAGCGAUCGACUUGGAAAUUUAUGCAGCCGCCAUUGACAACAACCCACCGCCCACCAUUCUGGAUCAUCUCAAACAGUUCCCAUCGGUGGAGGUUAUGACCCUACCAGAUAUCAAUUUCCAAGUCAGUUUGCCAAGUGAGUCUAGCGACAAGACUAGCUGGAUGUACUCCGACAAGCUACGGAAACUGUUCGUUAAAAUGGGAAACACUUGCACGUUCAAUCUAUCGCUGUUGGCUUCUCCCGAGCGAACCACCACCGUUCGAACGAUGGUGAUCUGUUCCUCGCCGGAAGAUCGUCACAUUCCGGUUUCUCGAUGCGACAAUCACCGCUGCAGUGAUAAUCAGGAUAUACCCGAUCACAUCAAAACACACGUGAUUCGUUGCAAAAACGAACAGGUCAACUACACAGGCACCAAGGAUGGAAAAACCUUCGAAGAACGGCUGGCCAUUCUGGUUCCCAUGGACCAUUCUGCCAAGGGUGGCAUAACAUUAGAAUUCGUAUGUCAGAAUUCCUGUCGCAACAUUAACCGUCGUGCUACGGCACUGGUUUUCACAUUGGAAGACCAAAAUGGGCGCAUUCUCGGCCGACAGGUGUUCCAAAUCAAGAUCUGCACCAAUAUUAAACGAGACAAGCUAAACGAAGAGAAAACAGCCACGGAGGAAACCAUCCGAAAACGGAAGGCAGCGCAACCCUUGGAGAUGAAACGUGGCAAAAAGAUCAUGCGUUACCAUUCGGGAAUGCACAACCAAUCUCAGUCAUCCGGUGCCAUACAGAUCAAAGAGGAAACGGGAAGCCGGCGGUGCGAAAUUGAACCCGUUACGGUACAGAUCACAGUGCCCAACCGGCGGAUGGCCAAACGCAUGCUGGAGAAUGCUAUCGGGCUUGUUUCGACGGCCGUCGUGCGGUCUUCCAGCGAUACGGAACGGAACGACCUGAUGCCGUUCAUCCAUAACAUCCGUCGAAUUAAAUCUACCUUCGGUUUGCCCAACAGCCAAAGCAGCGUGGACAGCGAUUGAAGCGCAUUCCGGACGUCGCGACUUAGGUUUAUGUUUGUACGUUUUGUGAAAUUAUAAUUAUUUAUUUUUUUAAGAUCCUUAGAAUUAAGUUUAAAAGUAUUGGACAAAACUUACCUGAACCAUAUAUGUUAUUUUUAUAUAUUUUUUUUUUAUAAAGCUAACCAUUUGUAUGUAAAUGUGAAUAAUGCCAGUGAUUGAAACAAAUAUUUCAACCAGAUCAAAAUAUUG
This is a messenger RNA of Ochlerotatus camptorhynchus, 1761 nucleotides long. Its product is annotated as cellular tumor antigen p53-like. The transcript has 5 exons. Gene Ontology annotation, biological process: apoptotic process; regulation of transcription by RNA polymerase II. NCBI's taxonomy places the organism in Eukaryota, Metazoa, Arthropoda, Insecta, Diptera, Culicidae. Gene Ontology annotation, cellular component: nucleus. The coding region runs from base 238 to 1533 and encodes 431 amino acids. Gene Ontology annotation, molecular function: DNA-binding transcription factor activity, RNA polymerase II-specific; RNA polymerase II cis-regulatory region sequence-specific DNA binding. The record is from RefSeq and is a predicted model, not a curated record.